This is a messenger RNA of Ogataea angusta, 2901 nucleotides long. RefSeq lists its product as uncharacterized. The transcript has a single exon. Lineage: Eukaryota; Fungi; Ascomycota; Pichiomycetes; Pichiales; Pichiaceae. Gene Ontology annotation, biological process: tubulin complex assembly; post-chaperonin tubulin folding pathway; microtubule cytoskeleton organization. The record is from RefSeq and is a predicted model, not a curated record. Gene Ontology annotation, molecular function: beta-tubulin binding; GTPase activator activity. Bases 1 to 2901 code for a protein of 966 amino acids.
AUGGAGGACGUCCAGAUCUCAAAGCUUUCGGACCAGCUCCUGCGGGAAAUAGAUUUGCGGCUUGACAGGACGCUGGGCGGGGACCAGACUGGCGACCCGCGCGCGCUGAAGGCCCUGCUGGAUCUCAUUGGGCAGUUCCAGCCAAACCCUCAGCUCCUGGACACGCGGCUGCGUUCGUUUGUGGGCCGCUUGGUGAGUGUGUACCGUCGUGUGCUGGCGGAGGAGCUGGCGUGUGGGGAGCAGACUGGCGUGAUAUUUUACCAUCUGGCCAAAAUCAGAGGCAUCAAGGUGGUCUCCAACUGUCUGACCAGCGAUCUGUACCUGUUGACGGCAGUUCUUGACAGAGUGGACGGUCUCGGCGACAAUGACCGCGCGCAGUGGCAGGAGACGUUUUUCUUGCUUGUGUGGCUGUCGAUUCUGGUCCUGGUGCCGUUUCCGCUCGAGAAAAUCCGGCCCAGUCUCUCCAAGGCCAUAUUUGAUCUCUCGCGCAAAUACCUCCAGUCCAGCGGCAAGGAGAGCGACGCGGCCGCGCUGCUGAUGGCACGGCUGCUGUCACGUGCCGACUGUGCGCCGCUGUUGCAGGGCUUCGUCGCCGACAACUUCAACUCGCUUGCGUGGGAGCAGAAAAGCAUAUUUGAGCAGCUCGGCCUCCUCAUGACGACAAACCACCUGUUCAGGCUGUGUGCGCCGCAGACGCUCGAGCUGUUUGGCCAGCGUCUGCUGGUGCUGAUUGCGAACGAGCUGGACACGCCGAACGCCUCGUGCUUGCGGUUUUUCGUCAAGAACCUCGGCAAGCUGGGCGUCCAUUUUGUGCGCACUAGCGACUACGACGCCGUCGAGGAGAUAUGCAACUACCUAUUUGAUUUUGUCGGGCACGCCAGCACGGUGAUUCGGUACUCUGUGGCGAAGCAGCUGGCCAAGAUCUCGGGCCUGCUGCCGCAGCAGCUGCGCAACGACGUGGUGCGUGCGCUGGUUGCACAGCUCGAGCUUUCCGCCGAUGGCCGCGUCGAUGCCGAGUCGAUCGACGUCGAGCUCUUCCACGGCGUGCUGCUGGCGAUCGGCGAGCAGGCGCGCACCAGACAGCUGGACACGGCUUUCCUGCCCGAGCUGGCCGCCCUGCUGCACCAGACGCUUUUCCUGGAGCAGUACCGCGUGACCCACGCGGUCGGGUCGAACGUGCGCGACGCGACGUGUUUUAUCAUCUGGUCGCUGGCCAAACGGUACAAGACAAACGAGGUGGGGCUGGAGCUGUGGUGGGCAUUUUUCCGCGACCUGGUGCUGUGCUGCUGUUUCGACAAGGAGCUGAUUGUGCGGCGUGCGAGCGCGGCGUGUGUGCAGGAGGUGGUCGGCCGCCACGGCGAGAUUUUCGACCGCAACGACAAACACAGCCUCAAGGUGAAACUGAUAGAGACGCUGGACUACACGGCGCUGGGACAGCUCGACCGCGCGUUUGCAUCGAGCCUGGACAUUUGCGAGCUGGGCCUUUUGCAGAGAGAAAUUCAGGCCGCGUUGGAGCAUGCCGUUCUGCACAGAGACUACGAGAUUCGCACGCGGGCAGCAAAGACGCUGAGAAAACUCGGCCACAAAAAGCUGGUCGAACGGUAUUUCCAGGGAGAGUUCCAGCCGGGGAAGUUCUAUGUGCUUGCCGAGCUGCUCCAGGACACAGCAGAACGUGAAACCGACAAAUACCACAACCUCUUUGUGGAGUUUUCGUUCGACUUCCACAGAGACCCGUUCCACAAAGGCGAAGAGUAUCUGUACCUAUUGACGGUGCUGUGUCGCCAGGGAUUUGUUCCCAACGACCACGAGCUGGAGACCGUCUUCCACGUCGUCAGGAACAGCAGCGACCAGGUUUCGCAGCGAUUCUGCGAGCUCGCGGCGGUGCUCGUGCUACCAGAAGAAUAUAUUGCGAAAUGGCUGUCCUACAUCAAAAGCGGAAGUCUGGUGGCCGCGCGCGCUGUGGGACACGCAACCUGGCUCGAAACGAGGGUCGACGACGUGCUGCGGCUGGUGACGGGACACGCCGACGCAGAGCUGCGCAGUUGUCUCAUUCUGUCGCUCGCAGAGUACUUGCACCGCCACUACGUGGCUGAGCACCAGAAACAGACUCUCAUUUCCUGUCUCGACGACUACACGGUCACCAACCGCGGCGACGUCGGCAGCCUCGUGCGAUCGGCGACAAUGAAGCUUAUCGAUGCCAACAGGGACAAAUUUGGCGACCACGCCCUCAUUGACCGCAAACUUCUGCGAAUAGCAGGCGAGACCAUGGAGCGGCUGCGCGUGGCAGCACUAAAGCUCGUGGCAGACCUCAACGGCUGGCAUUUUAGCCCGCCAGAGUCCGACGUUGACCAUUUCCAGGCCCUCAUGAACAUCUACCGUGCGCAUCUCGUGCAAGACAGGGAGCUUUCUCGCGAGUUCUGGAAAGGCUACUCUUUUUCUGCCGGGUCCCAGCAGUCCUUGGCACAGGCCACCAACGCGGCGCUGCUGGCGUUCUUCCAGGCCUGGAAGCAGCUAGACGACAGAAAAACCGUGCUGGGCGACAUUUUGUCGAUUUUGAGGCCGCUCGAGGGCGCACAGAGCCGCGUCGAACGUGCUACCAAAACACAGGACGCCUGCUUGCGGUUCCUGUGCAACGCAUUGGAGCUGAACCUGCCGCUGCCAGCAGACGUUGCUGUGCGGAGCAUCUUUGUGCGCGUGUACAACCUCACGCUGGGAAAAACACACCCGGGACGGCUCGCGGUGGCCAUUCGCGUAUUUGUGCAGCUGGCUGUUGCAGACCCGGCAGACACGAAAGGCGACUGUGUGGCACGGCUGACGUGGCUGAGCAAGAAACACCCGACCGCGAGCGUGCGGUUGGCUGCGCUGGAAGCUUUGCAGGAAAUCGAGUGCGACUCAGUUUAG